AUGGCCACCAACGGAGCCCCGACAUUGCGUCCACAGGCAUUGGGGCCUGAGUAUGUCAUGGGCCCACCGGUCGUGACAUUGCCGACCGAAUCGCCAUUGGAGCAAUUCCAGUGCAUUGUGAGCUCGAUUGGCGAGCACGCUCAUCCACCGCACCACCAAUUGAGGUGGAAUUCGGAGAUGGUAUUGGCUCGCAUGCGAGAAGCCAUUGCCAUUUUCUACGCCCACCUGGCGUGCAUUGCCUCGUCAUUGGAGCUGCACCAAUGGAAGACGACACUCAUUGAGACGACACAGAUCAUUGACAACUACGUCACUGUGACAUUGGGAGAAGAUGGAGGAUUCAUCCACCUCGAUUGUCCGAUCAUCAUGGAGAUUGCAGAAAUGGUGCAUGACGCAUUGGCAGCGUAUUCGCGCCAAUACGUGAGAUUCAACAAUAAGAUUGGCGGAAUUGAAGUGCAACUUGGAUGGACGAUUGGAAAUAAGUAUUCCCGGACAUUGACUCCUGACGGAUUCCAAGUUCAUUGUGGAUUCGCCAAUUGCAUCUUUCUCAACCUAUUGUGGGUUUGCAACCGCUGCAUUGGGACGAUGCGCGAGACAGACAUUGUGAACAACAUUCCCAUCUUUUCGCCAAACUUGGCGUUUCUCAUUGUCGACAAGACAGUUGAGUGUUACAACGCAUUGAGAAGCAUAUUUACGCGUUCCAUUGCUGUCACCUCGUACAAUUGCCGACAUUACGCCCCUGUGGAGGGCUUGAUGGAUUGGUUCUGCUGUAUUGCUCUUCCAGCAAGUCUGAUUGAGUCACUGAAUGCUGGAUUGACCACGGUGAUACCCACGCCAUUGGGUCAACUUAAUGCCCAAUUGAGCGUGGAUGCCGCAUUGAGAAAACUCUGUCAUUGGUUUCGACAGAGCAGAUUCAAUGAGGCCCAGCAAAGAGAAUUGGUGAAGUUUCUCAUUUUCAGACCAUUGAAGCGCGUGACUGAUACUCGAUUGAAGACUCCCGAUGGUGUGGGAGGCUUUGCGUUGUAUCAUAAUUGCUCUUUUCUGUCAAGUUCAUGGUGCCUAACCAUUGACAGCCAGCAGCAGCAGAUUGGCACGCACACCUACAUUCUGGAUGGAUUGGUGCGCCAGCACACCAUUGUGUUGGAAUUGCCUACCUUGACUGUUGAGUCAUUGGCAUCGAUGAUUCACAACAGCAGCUAUGCGAAUUGGUUUCCAACGGAGACGGUGCAUCGCCAUUGCACUUUGCCAUUGACGCAUCUGGAGAUUGAAGGAACACCGGAAUUGUACCUUCUUUCGGAAAGUUGUGCAGAGAUUGCUGCGGAUGACAUUGCCAACAGCGCAAGUGCAGGCAUUGAUUCGAGCACAGAUUCAGUGCCAUCCUCAUUGACCAGAGAGGAGUACAACGUUAUGUUGUCUACUGCCGCUGCGAUUGCGAAGAAGCGCAAAGGUCAGUGA
This is a messenger RNA of Symbiodinium sp. CCMP2592, 1452 nucleotides long. NCBI's taxonomy places the organism in Eukaryota, Dinophyceae, Suessiales, Symbiodiniaceae. The record is from the annotation of a GenBank genome assembly.